CUGAAAAUGACACGUUCAAGUUCUCUCAGAUUCUCCAUUCUCUGCCCUCUCCCUUAACUCUUUUCUCUGGGGUUCAAAUGAUUUCAAAUCGUCCCUCUUGAAACUCCGGCAUUCACCACCACCACCACCACCCUCUCUCUCUCUCUCUCUCUCUCUCUCUCUCUCUUCUUCAUUCUAUCCUUUCUUCUGCCCCUGCCGAAUAUAUAAUCACCAUCUUCGUGCGAACUGCAUAUCCAGCAGGUAGAUGGCUGAUUCAACGAAGAACCCUGGUGAACCUCCUCCUCCUCCACCUCCCUCAACAGCCGCCGCCGCCGCCGCCACGACAACCACCACCAAGGCCUCAUUUAGACACAAAACGACUAGCGCCUCUAACUCUCGCGCAUCCCCUCUUUCUUCCCAUCUCCAAAUGAUCGAACUCAAAAACCGGAUCCUUACUUCCCUUAACAAGCUCUCCGACCGCGACACUCACCAGAUCGCCGUCGACGAGCUCGACAAGAUCUCACAGACGCUGGCCCCUGACUCCAUUCCCAUGUUCCUUAAUUGCCUCUAUGACGCCGCCGAGUCCCAACAGAAGCCCAUCGUCCGCAAGCAAUCCAUCAAGCUCCUGGCUGGCCUCUCCCUAUUCCACCCCGACUCCCUCUCUUCCCACCUGCCGAAGAUCAUUACCCACAUUGUAAAGCGGCUUAAAGACCCCGAUUCCAGCGUCCGGGAAGCCUGCCAAUCGGCGGUUAGCGUCUUGGCGGAACAGUACCUCAAGGAUGGGGAGAAGAAUAAUGGGGGCUUGGUGGUGGGCUUGAUGGUGAAGCCUUUCCUCGAGGCAUUGAGCGAGCAGAACAAGACUGUGCAGGCGGGAUCUGCAAUGUGUUUGGCGAGACUGGUGGAGUCUGCGAGCGAUCCGCCCAUUCUGGCCUUCCAGAAGCUGUGUCCCAGAGUGUGCAAGUUCCUGGGUAGUCCCAAUUUCUUAGCCAAGGCGGCGUUACUGUCUCUUGUCUCAAGCCUUGCCCAGGUGGGUGCCAUGGCGUCGCAUAGCAUGCAAGUACUUCUGCAAUGUAUUCACGAAUGCCUUGAGAGUAGUGAUUGGUCUACACGCAAAGCAGCUGCUGAAGCGUUGUGCCAAAUAGCAUCACAUUCAGGCCAUCUGAUUGGCGAUGGUGGGGUUUCCACCAUUACUGCAUUAGAAGCCUGCCGUUUUGAUAAGGUUAAACCUGUUCGGGAUAGUAUGAAUGAGGCUUUACAGCUUUGGAAGAAUGUUGCAGGAAAAGAGGGAGAUGGGAACUCAGAAGGAACAAAAUCAGUCUCACAUGAAAGCAAGAAUCCUGAGAUGAAUGAGCCUUUAGAACAGCUGGAACCGCAAAAAUCAAGCCCCAGUGCUAGAAGAAGCGAAGCUGGUAUAAAAGAUCCUUCAAAGACUUCCAAUCCUGUUGCUGAUUCUCCUUCUAAAGUCCAAAGCAGUACCAUAUCUGAUAAAACAGUUGGAUUGUUAAAGAAGAAGCCGCCUAUAUUAAAUGAUAAAGAAUUGAACCCAGAAUUCUUCCAAAAACUGGAGUCAAGGGGUCCGGGAGAUUUGCCUGUUGAGGUGGUGCUACCUCGAAGGCAUCUACAGUCUUCUCAGCCACAAACUGAAGGAUCACAAGCAAUCAGUGAUGGUACCAUCAGUGGGAGCAAUAGUAUAACACCACAUGGUGAUGCACUUGAAAUUACUAACACUGAUAGAAGGGUAGAGGCGCAUGAUAGGGGAAAUGUGGCUGAGGAUGGUGCACGUGAUAGGUGGUUGGAGCAAAGGAGCUUCAGAGGAAAGGAAAGGGCAAUGGACUACAAUGAUAAGAUUGAAAGCAUCCAAAGGGAUUUGUCUAGCUCUCGAAUUGGUUUCUCUAGAGGAGAUGGACUAACAGACAAUUCCAUGGGUAAGGGGAACUGGUUAGGAAUUCAGAGGCAAUUGAUGCAAUUGGAACGACAGCAAGCCAGUAUUAUGAAUAUGUUACAGGAAUUUAUGGGUGGUUCCCAUGAUAGUAUGGUAACUUUAGAAAAUAGGGUUCGAGGCCUUGAGAGGGUUGUUGAAGACAUGGCUCGAGACCUAGCACUUGCAUCCAAUAGGAGAGGGAGCAACUUAAUGCUAGGGUUUGAAGGAUCCUCCGUUAGACCUUUAAGUAAAUACAAUGGAUAUUCUGACUAUGCCAGUGGCAAACUGAGUAGGAAUGCUGACGGGCGGAUUUUUUCAGAUAGGUUCCCCUCUGAUGGUAAUGUACUUGGAGCACGGGGAAGGGAUCUAUCAUGGCGGUCAGAUGCAACAGAUACAUGGGAUUCUUAUUCCUGUGGUAGCCCAAGAAGUACACAUCUUUCUUCUAGAAGAGCUGUAAAUGGAGCUACCAAUGAUGGAAGGUUGUCCAGAAAUGACAUCGAUCAGGUUGGUAGUAGGAGAGGGUGGGAUAAGGGGCCCGGUCCUGUCAGGCUUGGUGAGGGGCCUUCAGCCCGGAGUGUAUGGCAGGCUUCAAAGGAUGAGGCGACCCUAGAGGCUAUUCGUGUAGCUGGAGAAGACAAUGGAGUCUCUCGAACAAAGUCACGGACAGCAGUCCCUGAUGCAACUGGAGAAGCUCUAACAAGUGAGAACUUAGGACAGGAAGGAGGACCAUUUUGGACUACAUGGACCCGGGCAAUAAGUUCACUUCAUGCAGGCGAUGUAGAUUCUGCGUAUGCUGAUAUCUUGACUACAGGUGAUGACCUGCUUCUUGUGAAACUGAUGGACAGAUCUGGUCCAGUAAUGGACCAGCUUUCCAACAAAAUUGCAGGCAAAGUGUUGGAUGCAGUUGUACAGUUUCUUCAAGAACCAAGUCUACUAGACAUGGGAUUGUCCUGGACCCAGCAGUUGGUAGAUUUGGUGAUGGAGAAUGGAGCAGAAUUUUUAAGUAUUUCUUUUGAAAACAAGAAAGCCCUGUUGUUUAGUUUACAUGAAGCAUCAAGGAUGGAACUACCAGAUGAUUGGGAAGGGGUGCCAGCAGAUGAAUUGAUGAUGCAACUAGCAACAAUCUGGGAGAUCGAGUUGCAACAGUUCAAAAAAUAGCAUAUGGUCACUAUAACUUUCUUUCUCUUGUAUAUUUUCCUUUUUUCCUUUAUGGGGUUGAAAUGCUUCUCAUGCAAGGGGAACUUGCCAGGUUCCUCUUGGAGGUUUGUAUUUUAUGUAAUUUUGCAUGAAAAAGUAGGGCAUGAUAUGCUAAUUUGAUUUCCGUCACGAUCAGACAAGGUCCAUUUGGAUGUCUUAGUGAGCUCUUGCUAAGUUGAAUGAUAUUUUUGCCCUUUCAUCUUCGUAUGAUUUUGAAUUUUAA
Molecule: messenger RNA, 3320 nt
Organism: Nymphaea colorata (pocket water lily)
Lineage: Eukaryota; Viridiplantae; Streptophyta; Magnoliopsida; Nymphaeales; Nymphaeaceae
Product: TORTIFOLIA1-like protein 1
Exons: 6
Coding region: 245-3058 (937 amino acids)
Biological process (GO): circumnutation; multicellular organism development; unidimensional cell growth
Cellular component (GO): cortical microtubule, transverse to long axis
Molecular function (GO): microtubule binding
Source: RefSeq, a predicted model, not a curated record